AUUUCAGUCAAAAAACAUGUCACCUUCCUGCGUGUGGAAACGAUUACAUUCGCAGAAAGUGGUCUCCUGAUAUUAUAUAAGUAACCCAGGCAAAGGACCUUUCACGAGAAGUCUCCCGUCAAAAUCGGUAAUAGCUGAAGAUGGCAACGUGCAUGUCCUUCAUCGUUUUGUUGUCUGUGUCAGCCUUAACAUUUAUCAAUGGUCUUCCAUAUGGCCGCAUGGGUAUGCUGGUGCUUCCAAUAGGCAAUAAUGCUGAGGAACCAACUCAACCUAUGAUGAUCAUACCAUUCCAAAUGGGCCAACAAGCAAUGAUGCCCAUGAUGCCUAGGCCCAUGAUGAUGAACAUGAUGCCAAUGAUGAAUAAUAAUGCUAACUCAAAUUCCAUGAUGUCCAACAAUAGAAUGGAGAGACCAGAAAUCAAGACAGAUGCUGCAGGAAGAAAAACCCUGGAAUUUUGAAGAUAAAAAAGACUGUGUAACAGAGUUCUAUUUCACCGGAAGUGACAUUAAAAUAUUAUCUGUC
Messenger RNA from Saccostrea cuccullata (small rock oyster), 522 nucleotides. RefSeq lists its product as uncharacterized. The record is from RefSeq and is a predicted model, not a curated record. The transcript has 4 exons. Lineage: Eukaryota; Metazoa; Mollusca; Bivalvia; Ostreida; Ostreidae. Bases 141 to 458 code for a protein of 105 amino acids.